UUCGCUUCACAUCUUCAUCUACAGCGGAUCAUCCACUCGUGAGGUCCAGCGACAGACGCUUUUCUUUACUCCUUUCUGUAUUAAAGCAUCACAAUCAUCGCGAGUCGCGCGCUAAAUGCCGCUCGGGUGUUUGCGGGAAUUGCGGGAUUUGCCUUUUAAUUCCUCUGAACUGGAUAUGAAGUGCAACUGUGAGCGAGAGAUGCACGAGCUCUCUUAACCACAGCAGGGAUACAAUGGGGAAACUUCACUCAAAACAUGCUUGCAAACGUCGGGAAAAUCCUGAGGGGGAUAGUUUUGUUGUGAACGGCUUUAUUUCAAGAAGAGGAGCUGAAGAGGGCGAGAGAUACGACACAAAUCUGAAAGAUUAUAAGGAGCUCAAGGACAGACAGACGCAGGUGCACCGCUGCCCUCUACAGGUGGUUUUGCCUCCAGAAAAGGCUGAAGGAUGUGAGAGUUUUCUGCCGUCUGAAGAUGGAGAGAGAGACGCGCUGAAGGAAACCUGCAAAGGAAAGAAACGCAUCAGUCUAGAUGAUCUGGAGUGUAACGUGUCUCUGGUUGAUGAAAACAGGCAGGAGUGGGUCUUCACGCUCUACGACUUCGACAACAGCGGAAGAGUCACUAAGGAGGACAUGUCCAGUUUGAUGCACACUAUCUAUGAUGUGGUGGACACUUCUGUCAAUCACUCGUGUAACAGCAAACGAAAGACCCUCCGAGUGAAGCUGACGGUCACUCCUGAACCUGGAGCUCGCAGGAAGGACGGGACACACACCACGACCGACAGGGACGUGAAUCGUUUGAGUCACAUUGAGUCGGUUCACUCGGAGGACAGACAGCAGCACGAGAGGAAUCACUACUGUGUGGACGAGAACACAGAGAGACGAAACCAUUACCUGGAUCUGGCGGGAAUAGAGAACUACAGCUCCAGAUUUGACAGUUCCUCUGCUCCUGUGGAAGAGCAAGAGCAGCCGCCACGGUCUUCACACACUCAGAGCCGUUCCCGUUCCCAUGAGCCCGAGACACACGCCCAUCAGCGGCGGUCACAGGUCCUCACCGACCCCUGCGUGGCCCCGGAUCCCCGAGUGCGCGGCGGGCCCCAGUCCAUCAGGUCCCCCAAGGCCACGUCCAAAGGCGGCCAGUCUGCGGCCAAAACCAGCAAGUGUCACAGCUACUAUCCGCCUGUGCCGGGCGUUUCCUUCCCAGCGGGUCAGAACAUGUACCAUCUACCCCAGCAGAACCAGCCUCAGCCCUCACCGGGUCACCAACACCCUCUCCAGCACAGCCACAGCAAGAGAAUCAGAGCCAAAGCCAGAGAACAGGCGCUGUCGCCCUCCAAACACACCCAACAACCACAGCCCUCGCCGGACCGCGAGCAGAACGCCGGGUUUGUGCUUCCCGUGGUCCAGCGACACGAACACCAUCAUCAUCACGAACACCAUCAUCAUCACCACUACCAUCACUACCAUCAGACAUGACUUCACAAACACGCUCCUGCAGGAGUCCGCUGAGCUCGUGAAGUUGAGUUUAAACCGCAUUGAGAUUUCAGGCUAACUGAGAAGUCCAGCUCCUCUCAAACCAGUCAGGUUUGUUCCUGUUGUGCAGAAUGAAUGUUCAGCAAGUAUUUCUAUAAAAGCGUAUACCAGAUAUUCAGAAUCUGCUCUGCUUAAACUCAGGCACUUAUUGCGUUCAUUAACUGUAUCGUGAUUGUGAUUUACAGAAUGAAAACAGAGAUAAAGUUAGUCGUUGCUGAGCGUUUACAUGAAGACAUCAGCUUCAUUUUUUAAUAU
Molecule: messenger RNA, 1784 nt
Organism: Cyprinus carpio (common carp)
Lineage: Eukaryota; Metazoa; Chordata; Actinopteri; Cypriniformes; Cyprinidae
Product: protein naked cuticle homolog 2-like
Biological process (GO): negative regulation of Wnt signaling pathway
Cellular component (GO): cytoplasm
Molecular function (GO): calcium ion binding
Source: RefSeq, a predicted model, not a curated record